Messenger RNA from Hibiscus syriacus, 2032 nucleotides. Its product is annotated as casein kinase 1-like protein 9. Gene Ontology annotation, cellular component: nucleus; cytoplasm. The record is from RefSeq and is a predicted model, not a curated record. NCBI's taxonomy places the organism in Eukaryota, Viridiplantae, Streptophyta, Magnoliopsida, Malvales, Malvaceae. Bases 429 to 1811 code for a protein of 460 amino acids. Gene Ontology annotation, molecular function: protein serine/threonine kinase activity; ATP binding. The transcript is spliced from 14 exons. Gene Ontology annotation, biological process: peptidyl-serine phosphorylation; signal transduction; endocytosis.
CUGAUUUAUUAUUUCCGGCAAUUUCUGAUUAUUCAACCGUUAUUUUUUUAUUAUUUGAUUACAGUUGGGCAUUUGGAUUUGCCAGCUGAACCCUCAAGUCAAUGUAGCUGCAUUUUUCUCCUUAAUUCCGCUUUCCGUUUCAGAUUUUGGGGAUUUUCUUUCGAAAAUCAAACUGUGUAGUUGGUAAAGCCGGAUGUGAAUCUCCAAUUUCUCCUUUGAUUUUUAGCUUUAUUUUUCCCAAAGAUUUAUUUUUUCUUAUUUGGUCAAAAUCUUUGCUUUCUUUUUUUUGUCUGGAUCUAUUAGAGACUUGGAGAUGUCAGUUUGUUAAAUCACUUGAGCUUUGAGGGAGUAUUUAGAUUAUCUAAGUGAAGUUAGCUUAGAUUAAGCUAUUUAGGGUGUUAUUGAAGAUUGUCUCCUUCCCUUUGAGAAUGGAUAAUGUGAUUGGUGGUAAGUUCAAGCUAGGAAGAAAGAUUGGCAGUGGGUCUUUUGGAGAGCUCUAUUUAGGUGUAAACGUGCAAACUAAAGAGGAAGUUGCUGUCAAGCUGGAAUCUGCAAAGACCAAGCAUCCACAGCUUCAUUAUGAGUCAAAAUUGUAUAUGCUUCUUCAAGGAGGAACGGGUAUUCCCCACCUCAAGUGGUUCGGAAUUGAGGCUGAUUACAAUGUCAUGGUAAUUGACCUUCUUGGACCUAGUUUGGAAGAUUUGUUCAACUACUGCAACAGGAAACUUUCAUUAAAGACGGUGCUGAUGCUUGCUGAUCAACUAAUUAAUAGAGUAGAAUAUAUGCAUUCAAGGGGGUUUCUUCAUCGUGAUAUAAAGCCUGACAACUUCUUGAUGGGCCUAGGACGCAAGGCUAAUCAGGUCUAUAUCAUUGACUAUGGUCUUGCGAAGAAGUAUAGGGAUCUUCAAACUCAUAAGCACAUCCCAUAUAGAGAAAACAAAAACCUUACAGGCACUGCUCGUUAUGCAAGUGUGAACACUCACCUUGGAAUUGAGCAAAGUCGCAGAGAUGAUUUGGAAUCCCUUGGUUAUGUGCUUAUGUAUUUCCUUAGAGGAAGUCUUCCUUGGCAGGGGCUAAGAGCUGGCACGAAAAAGCAAAAAUAUGAUAAGAUUAGCGAAAAGAAAGUUUCAACUCCUGUAGAGGUGCUCUGUAAGUCAUAUCCAUCUGAGUUUGUAUCGUAUUUUCACUACUGCCGUUCUUUGCGGUUUGAAGAUAAACCAGAUUAUUCCUAUUUGAAGAGGCUUUUCCGAGACUUGUUUAUAAGAGAAGGUUAUCAAUUUGACUAUGUUUUUGACUGGACCUUGUUGAAAUACCCACAUAUUGGUGGCAGCUCCAAAGGGCGGCACUCCAGUGGAAGAGCAGGUUUAACUGCAGGAGUAGCCAUUGAAAAACCAGAAAGAAUCUCAGUGGGAAGAGAAAUUCGGGAUAGAUUCUCCGGUGCCGUUGAAGCAUUUUCCAAUAGAAAUGUUUCGAGUACUAGCCCCCGUCGUGAUCAUUCUAGACACAAGACUGCAGAGGGUGCAACAUUGUCAAAGCAUGUGCACCCAGAUUCAGAAAAAAGACGCAGCUCUUCUCGGUAUGGUAGCACUUCAAGGAAACCUGUAGUAGCAAGCAGGCCUAGUUCGUCCGGUGAACACAAUGACAUCUCGCAAAACCGGCAAGUAUCAAGUGGCGGUCGCUUGUCUACCGCACAAAGAGUCCAACUUGCCUUUGAGUCCAAAACAUCCAGUCGUGCUGCUGCUGUUAGAGGUAGCCGUGAUGAUCACCCUCACCCUCUUCGAAGUUUUGAGCUCCUCUCGAUAAGGAAAUGAUGGAGCAGUUUAUCAGUUGUAAGCCGAUGUUUUCAAGAACUUUCGAUAUCGGUUAUAGACAUCUUAUUUCGAUCAACAUCUUUCAAAAAUUUUAUUUGUGAAAAUGUCAAAUCAAAUUACUAGAUUAAUUAUCUUUUCGGCUUUAGUUCGAUGUUCAUUUUAAUUUGCUUAAAAGCAACCCAACUUUUGUAAUCCAUGGUUCAAUUUCAGUAAGCAACAAU